AUGGAAAAAAAGAAUCUAAGUUCGGUCUAAUUGAAUGAAAUAUAAAAAUCUAAUAUUUAAUUAAUGGAAUCUUAGUUAAGCUUCAUUUGUAUUCGAUAACACACAUUCUUUGAUUAGAAAUAUAUUCUUUAGUUGCAUCCAACUAAGAUUACACUAACUUAAGUAUGCCUCAAUAUUAAAAUAAGAUUGGCAAGGAUCCUAAAUACAUAAUUGAAUUAGAUUUGCAUAAUACAAUUUCAUGGCAACUAAAUCAAAUGAACUAAAUCACAAGCUUUAGUAUUAUAUGGAACAACAUGGAGAAAUAAUUUCAAUCAACUCAUGAAGAGCUUUUAAAAUUGCGAUAAACUAUAAGAAAUAAAAUAAUGUAUAAAUCAGUUAGUGAACUUUACAAACCUAUGCAAUAAUUAGGAGAAGGAAAUUUUGAUGAAGUAAUUCAUUCUAAAAAUUUAGGUAUAUUUAUGUAUUGACAGAAUAAAUGGUAGUUCAUAUGAAAUAAAAUGUCUUGCAAAAAAUUAGUUUGAAGAUUCUAUUGUACUAAUUGCAUUUUAAAUUAGACACGAAUUCAUAAUGAGAUUUCUUGUUUAAUAAAUAUUAGAUCUGAUUAUGUAUAAAGUUUACAUGAAGUAUAUAAUGGAGAAAAUACAGUUUAUUUAAUUUAAGAGUAUUUGGAAGGAGCAAACUUGUAUGAAUUAAUUAUGAAUGUGACAUUAGAUAGAACUUAAAUAUUAAUUAUUAUGAAAGUAAUUUUUAUUAUCAAUAAAAUAAAGCAAUUGCUUACUGCUGUUAGAGAUAUCCAUUCCAGUAAUAUUAUGCACAGAGAUAUAAAGCCAACAAAUAUAGUAUUUAAAAACAAAGAUUCCAUAGAAGGAUUAAAAUUAACAGAAUUUGAUUUAGCAGUUCUUAUUGAUCCUUCAUAAGAUUUAAGAGUAUGUGGAACUCCUGGUUAUGCAGCACCAGAAAAAUUCAAAGAUAGUUAUAAUGAAAAAGUAGAUCUCUUUAGUGUAGGAUGUAUUUUCUUUAAAUUGUAUAAAUUAUCUUGUUUAUUAUAGAGUUACUANUAAUCAAAAGGAAUCAUUCAAUAAAUAUAUAUCUUAUAAACUAUAUUAAUUUUUGAAUCAAAUCAACCUACAAUUUAUAAUGAAAGUUUAAUAAAUAAACUAAAUAAAGAAUCAUUUUUCUGCAUUAAUAUACAAUAAAAUACCCAAUUUGUGAUUUUUUUACAAUACAUUAAUUUUAAUGGAUCGAUUCUCUUAAUUAAAAAAUUAAUUAUUAGAAACAAUUCACUUUUGAUUAUUGAAAAUGGAAAAAAAGAAUCUAAGUUCGGUCUAAUUGAAUGA
Molecule: messenger RNA, 1337 nt
Organism: Paramecium primaurelia
Lineage: Eukaryota; Ciliophora; Oligohymenophorea; Peniculida; Parameciidae
Source: the annotation of a GenBank genome assembly